This is a messenger RNA of Halteromyces radiatus, 1170 nucleotides long. Its product is annotated as phosphatidate cytidylyltransferase. Gene Ontology annotation, cellular component: endoplasmic reticulum membrane. The record is from RefSeq and is a predicted model, not a curated record. The coding region runs from base 1 to 1170 and encodes 389 amino acids. Lineage: Eukaryota; Fungi; Mucoromycota; Mucoromycetes; Mucorales; Cunninghamellaceae. Gene Ontology annotation, molecular function: phosphatidate cytidylyltransferase activity. The transcript is spliced from 7 exons.
AUGAUCGCUUCUUUCUUUUUUGUUCUUGCUUCUGGUUAUAUUUGGUCUAUUAUUGGUGUCCUCUUUAUUACAGUUAUGGUUUAUAAUGAAGUAGUUCAAAUUGCUUGUCUUGGUGCACAGGAACAAAGUAUUCGUUGGUUUAAAACUAUGAGCUGGUACUUUUUAAUAACUACAGAAUAUUUUUUAUAUGGUGAAUCUAUUAUUUAUUAUUUUAAUGAAAUCAUUAUGGUUGAUUCCUUUUUGAUUCCAUUCGCAACACAUCACCGUUUUAUUAGUUUUAUGUUAUAUGUUAUUGGAUUUGUAUUCUUUGUAGUGAAUUUACGGAAAGGACAAUAUAGAGUACAAAUGUCUCAAUUUGGUUGGACUCAUAUGGCUUUAUUCUUGAUUGUGGUUCAAAGUCAUUUCAUUGUAGAUAACAUAUUGGAAGGAUUAAUAUGGUUUGUUUUACCGGUUGCUCUUGUUGUUUGUAAUGAUGUAUUUGCCUAUCUUUGUGGUUUCUUCUUUGGUCGAACCCCUCUUAUUCAAUUAAGUCCAAAGAAAACAGUAGAAGGCUUUGUGGGUGCACUAUUUUGUACUUUAGCACUUGGCUUUGGUGCUUCUACAUUCCUCAAACAAUUUGAUUACAUGAUAUGUCCAGUACAGGAUUUGGGUGCUUCUGCUUGGUCUGAUAUAUCUUGUGAUCCCAAAAAUCCUGUUUUUAGAUCUGUCCCUUGGGUAUUACCAGAUGCUAUUCAAUAUGCUAUCAAGUAUCUCACUCAUCAUGAUAUUCGUCAAAUAUGGAUUGCUCCUAUUCAACUUCAUGCUAUCGUCAUGGCCUGUUUUGCUUCAUUGAUUGCUCCUUUUGGUGGAUUCUUUGCAAGUGCUGUCAAACGUGCUUUCAAAAUCAAGGACUUCGGAACUAUUAUACCAGGACAUGGUGGUUGGACCGAUCGUAUGGAUUGUCAAUUCUUGAUGGGUUUCUUUUCUUAUAUGUAUUAUCAUAGUUUUAUCAAGAAAUAUUAUAUGACGGUGGGUAGUGUGCUGACACUGGUGAUCAACAAUAUGACAAACAAGGAAAAAGUAGAACUACUAGAACGUCUACAAUUAUAUUUGAUAAAUCAAAACAUUUUGGAAUCAAGUCAAACUCCUCCAACGUUAUUGGAAAAAGUGCAACAGUAUUUUGGUAGUUAA